AUGUUUGCAGAGAAAUACGGAGAUAAAGCCCAGCAACAGUUCCGUGACUUGCUAUCCGAGGCUAUAUCGAAUAAAACAGAUAAGAUCCCAAUAUUGAAUGAAACCUCUUUGGACUUGAUCCCCGAUGGACAUCUUGUAUGUGUCUAUGGCAUGGUGCAAGACAUGUUCGGUAUCGAGUUAUUCAUGGACGAGUUCUCGUUAAGUGGUAGCGGCGAUAAUCGGUUACGUUCUUUCCGAUUUCGAGACUUUGGUUCUGACGAGGUAUACUCCGGUGAACCAGAAAAUGUCAAGUUCGGUGAAAGACAGUCAGCUUAUGUUGUUCCUGUCCCUGGAGAAUCAUCUUGGCUAAUUGGAAACAAGCGUGCUAUUGGUGAUGACGAGGAGCUACCUAUCGAACCAAAAAAAGCUAAAGGAACAAGUGCUGACGCCAGCACAAGCAAGCCAAAACCAAGAAAACAAUUUCCACUGACAGAAGAAGAAGAGGAAGAGCAACGGACUGGUGUUUUGGUUCGGCUGUACGGCGAGGAACAAGAUACGCUGAAGAUCAACGAGGUCGUUGAGGUUUUCGGCAUACUGGAACACACUCGUCUUGGGAGUAUCAUGGUUCAGGAUGAAUUCGCACAGGAUGCAAAAGGAUCGGAACCAAUACCACGAGUCCAUGCAGUUAUCAUUAGGCGCUUAAAGCACAACAAUCCCUCUCUGCCAAACAGUGAAUUGAUGCCGGCAACGGAUAGUCACCCGGACGCGGACAAAUCUAGUUGUCUGUUGUCCUUCGUGGAUCAGAGUCGCAUGAAUGCAGCCCGUUCAACCCUGCACACGAUUUUGUUGGAGUGUUACAAAGGCGACUCACUGGCUGCUGACUAUACUCUGAUCCAUCUUUCAUCCGCUCGUCUUGACGUGGAAAGUCCUUACCCAAGCAAGCUACCAGCCCUAAACAUUGUAUGCCCGACAAAUGAUGAGGAUACAACUCAGCCAUCUUCGCCUGGGGUUCACGCUACGCCAGCAGACACUGCCGGCCUUUUGAGUCGUCUGCGCUUGUUACUUCCAUGUCUCGUGACGCAGCUUGCUCCUGUUACUGUGACUCUGGAGUCGCUUAACAAUGGCCCCAAUCUGAUGCCAAUCAGGGAUGCAGACCGGGGUUCUCUAGAUGCGGUCGAUGAAACAGGUAUGACGACCGGCCAACUGCAAUCCCGCGGUAUUCUCAACCUUCGUGCACUCACGAUGCUAGCCACAAAGCAGUGUGUACCGUACGAUUUUCAGUUCUACACCCAAGAUUGGGACACCGACUGUCGUGUGUUGAUAAUUUCAGCCGGUCAGUCACUUGUCAAGUCCACUCUGGCCUUACCGUGGGUGCCGGAAGGAGACUUCUCCAUCGAAUGCACUUACAACCAGGCUGACACAAUAUGGAAUGAAUUGAGGAACUACUUGACUAUUCUCACUCAAUCAAAUUCACUCUAUUCCAUGGAAGAACCACUGCAGAAGCGAAUCAAUGAUGAUUUUGUGAAAUGGCGCCGAUCGAAGGAAACCUUCAUAGAAGCCGAUGACUUGGCAAUUAUGUUAUGCCUUCUCAGGACCCUUUGUCUGACGCACGGUGAGAACCACGCAACAGUGGAACGUUGGGAACAAGUGUGUCGUAUGGAGGAACAACGUCGCCUUCGUUUGAAAAAACGAUGACUAACAUGCCACCUAUUAGCCCUACAUGUUUAAUUCAGGGUUAUGCAUUUACAUAACCAGAUUUCCGCAUUGUUAAUCGCAAGAAAUUUUACGAUGUUAUAUAAUUUUACGUCAAG
This is a messenger RNA of Opisthorchis viverrini, 1790 nucleotides long. RefSeq lists its product as hypothetical. The transcript is spliced from 11 exons. The record is from RefSeq and is a predicted model, not a curated record. Gene Ontology annotation, molecular function: chromatin binding. NCBI's taxonomy places the organism in Eukaryota, Metazoa, Platyhelminthes, Trematoda, Opisthorchiida, Opisthorchiidae. Gene Ontology annotation, biological process: DNA-templated DNA replication. The coding region runs from base 1 to 1674 and encodes 557 amino acids.